Synchytrium microbalum is the source of this 2361-nucleotide messenger RNA. RefSeq lists its product as uncharacterized. The transcript has 17 exons. Gene Ontology annotation, molecular function: flavin adenine dinucleotide binding; NADP binding; N,N-dimethylaniline monooxygenase activity. The record is from RefSeq and is a predicted model, not a curated record. The coding region runs from base 1 to 2361 and encodes 786 amino acids. NCBI's taxonomy places the organism in Eukaryota, Fungi, Chytridiomycota, Chytridiomycetes, Synchytriales, Synchytriaceae.
AUGUUUCGCUCACGCUUCGGCACAUUUGAUAGAUUCCAACUAGGAUCUCGGGAAUUGCCUGCUUUCAAAAGUUUGGACAUUGCUUCAUUCAGAGCUUUUGAACUUGCUCCCAAACUUGGAGGCACGUGGCGAGAUAGUGUCUAUCCUGGUGCUGCUUGUGACGUGGCCUCGCAAGCAUACAGUUUCAGUUUGGAGCUUAAUCCGAAUGGAAGUAAAACAUUCUCACCAUCUUCUGAAAUCUGGACCUACCUCGAUAAUGCUGCAAAGAAACACGAUUUGCACAAUUACAUCCAGUACAAGACUCUCGCUACCGGUACUGAAUGGGAUCCAGUUCGCCACCUCUACGUCAUCGGCCUGGAAGACGCAAUAACCAAAGCCAAGUCAACCUAUGAAGCCGAAAUCCUCCUCUCUGGUGCCGGAGCUCUCGUGAAUCCUAAAUGGCCAGAUAUUAAAGGGCUGGAUGGUUCCAAGGGCACUCUCAUACACAGUGCUCGAUGGAAGCAGCCGAACUCUCAGCCGGGAUGUAACUCCUGGUACCGUAAUGGGCAGAACGAUGGCAAGAACUUUUCACUCUACCCAUACAAUGCUACCAUGCAAUGGAUUGAACUUGCAUGGGUUAAAUGGUCUGAAUAUGAUGUUGAGAUCUUGAUCAAAAUGAGUUCUUCAGGCGUAUACCGACCCCGUGUGGCAUGUAUCGGUGGAGGAAUCUCGGGAAUAUGUGCAGCAUAUAAGCUCAAGUCUUGCGACAUUGAGUCAUACCGUGCUUUCGAAAUGGCUCCUAGGCUGGGAGGAACGUGGAGAGAUAAUGUCUAUCCUGGAGCUGCGUGCGAUGUCGCUUCCCAUAUGUACAGUUUCAGUUUUGAGCUGAAUCCAGACUGGAGUGAGAUCUACUCGCCAAGUGCUGAGAUCUGGGCUUAUUUGGAUCAUGUGUGCACCAAACACGAUCUUCACAAGUACAUUCAAUAUAAUACCAAGGUCCUUGGAGCUGAUUGGGAUCCAGUUCGACACCUCUACGUCAUCUCACUGGAAGAUGUAAAUACUGGCGCGAAAUCAACAUACGAAGCCGAAAUCGUGCUAUCUGGUGCUGGAGGUCUCGUCUACCCAAACUGGCCAGACAUUAAAGGCUUACAUGAUUUCAAGGGUACUCUCCUACACAGUGCUCGUUGGAACAAGCCUGUUAACUGUACUGACGGACAAGACGUUGCUGUGAUUGGAUCUGGUGCUUCUGGUGUGCAAAUAGUGCAGGCUAUUGCUCCUAAAGUUAAGACCUUGACUAUUUACCAACGUACACCAGGCUGGAUUGCUCCCCGCAUAAACGACCACUACAGCGCAACAGCCAAAUGGGUUUUCCGAUACGUACCAGGAGUAAUGUGCACUCUCCGAAACUUUGGGUUCCUUGUUAGCGACCUGCUCUUCUUCCCGCUAAUGUAUCGCAACAGUGCUGCGCAAGCACGAGCCAAGAAAAUGCUUAAAGCUUGGUACAAGCAGCAAAUUAAAGAUGACAAGUUACGUGCAAAGAUGACGCCCAACUAUGAUGUGGGGUGCAAGAGGAUUUUGCCUACGACCUCUUAUUUGCAGGAUGUGCAGAGACCGAAUGUAGAGUUGUGUGAUGCUGGCAUUGAUCAUGUUGAGGGAGAUGGUAUUGUUACAAAGGAGCCCAAGGAUGGCUCAUCAACAACCAAACGAACAUUUGAUGCUAUAAUCUGCGCUACGGGUUUCGAGACAGGAUUUAGUGGACAACGACCACCUGUGCCUAUGAGAGCAUACGGACAUUCUCUUGUGGAUGCGUGGGCUGACGGUCCCGUAACGCAUCGUACUGUGAUGGUUACUGGACUCUUGGACCUAACUCUGGAUCAGGAUCGUUUUCUGCUAUUCACAGUAUUGAAUGUGUGUGCUGUCCACUUCAUGUGUGAAUCGAUAAAGGGAAUGCAACGUAAAGGUAUUCACACAAUGCAACCUAAACGAGAUGUGCAAGAAAAGUACCAAAAGGAGUUGCAAACUGUUUUGGCUACUCGAGUAUGGAAUUCAAACCCAGGAUGUAACUCGUGGUACCGAAACGGAAAGAAUGAAGGUGGUAACUUCGCCCUAUACCCACACAACUCGAUGAUGCAAUGGCUUGAACUUGCCUGGGUCAAGUGGUCUGAAUAUGAUGUUGAGAAAAUCCCCGACUACACACCUCCCCGCCCUCUCAUGAAAGCUACCGUCCGUACAGUAGCAGCAGCCGCAGUCUUGACUACUAUUGGAUAUUAUCUCGAAAUCGACUUUGUCCUAGAUGCUGUCGAUGCUGUUAGAAAGACUGUUGAGGAUGUUAUGCCAGUUGUUGAAGACUGGGUAGAGGCCGUGAAGGAUUUGGUCAAGUAA